CACCACCAUAAGCUAGACAAGGCAAGCAUGGGCCGAGCUCGCAAGCGCACGAUGGACAUGAUCCGCCUGGUGAAGGGCCUGUCCCGCAACGGCGGCAUGCGCCGGCCGGCCUGGGUGCCCAUGGUGGACCGCUUCCCGCCGCCGCCCGUGCCGCGCCAGGACCGCGACAAGCUGCCGGUCAUCACGUUCCCGCAGGACCGGCUGGCCGAGCUCUACAUGAAGCAGCGCGACGGCAUCGUGGACGGCCAGACGGCCUACGAGUUCGCCGACGAGCAGCUGACGCUCAUCGAGCACGGCAUCCCGGAGGAGGAUGCCUUCAACAUGCUCAUCGAGAAGUACGACCAGGUGGAGAGCCACCGCUUCCUCGACAAGUUCUCCAAGAUGCGCGGCAUCGAGUUCGCCGACCCGGCCGAGUACGACGACAUCGAGAAGGGCUGGGUGGAGGCCGAGAGCCGCGCCAUCAAGGAGGCCAUGCGCCUCGAGCACGAGGAGGAGGAGGCCCUCCGGAACAUGUAG
Phytophthora sojae is the source of this 516-nucleotide messenger RNA. RefSeq lists its product as hypothetical. The coding region runs from base 28 to 516 and encodes 162 amino acids. The record is from RefSeq and is a predicted model, not a curated record. NCBI's taxonomy places the organism in Eukaryota, Oomycota, Peronosporomycetes, Peronosporales, Peronosporaceae. The transcript has a single exon.